Lingula anatina is the source of this 1104-nucleotide messenger RNA. RefSeq lists its product as uncharacterized. Lineage: Eukaryota; Metazoa; Brachiopoda; Lingulata; Lingulida; Lingulidae. Gene Ontology annotation, biological process: microtubule-based movement. The record is from RefSeq and is a predicted model, not a curated record. Gene Ontology annotation, cellular component: cytoplasmic dynein complex; cytoplasm. Gene Ontology annotation, molecular function: dynein intermediate chain binding.
GUCACCAAGCACCUGCAUUUUCACAACACACAGAAAAAAUCAAGUAGGGCGACGUUUCAGACGCCCUUUGGAGUAAUUUUCUUUCUUUUUUAAAUUUUCUAAAUCGAUGACAGGCUACUAAGGUCGCAUCUUCGUAAUUAUCAAGUCCAGUAAUUGUAUCACGGAAGACGCAGAAGAUAAGCCUGAAAGAUGAGCGUGGAAUCUUUGAACAAACAAAAAGGUGAUUCGUCUGUACACAGCCAUAAACACCAUGGGCCCCGUCCCCAACAUCCACAUCCGCGCGCACAGCAUCAACAUCGAGAUGGACACGCACACCCACAUCAACAUCGAGAUGGGCACGCACACCCACAUCAACAUCAGGAUGGGCACGCUCACCCACAUCAACAACAUCAACAUCCACCUGGAGAUCAAAGCUCGGGUCAGAGGGGACAUCGACCACGAGCAGGAACAUGGCACGGAAAAGACGGUCUGUCCAGUGGAAACCCUACUCCCGGGAAUAGCCGACAGAGGGCGGCCAUGGGUCUAGCAGACGACAAGUCCGAUUUCAACCCCAACAACAUGCCCGUGGAGUUCGAGAACACCUACAAACUGGAACCAGACUGUCGAUUCCCGGAACGAGAAGCUCGGCAGAUUAUUGAAAAUGUCCUGGAACAAAAUCUUCACGAUAAGAAGUACGACCCUAAUAUAAUGAACCGAAAGUGUAGAACUUUGAGUGAUAUGAUUAAAGACAGGAUCAAGGAAAUGAAUUUAGAGAGGUUUAAAAUUGUGACGUCUGUGAUGAUCACAGAAAAGCAGCACCAGGCCAUGCAGGUCGUUUCCCGUUGUAUCUGGGAUCAGCGGUGGGACAACUACGCUUGUGGGGUAUACAGUAAUAAAACUCUAUACGCUAUAGGACUAGUGUACGUGGUUUAUUACGAAUAGCCUGAUUAAAGAUUUUUAACACAUAAGAAAACAUGAAAAAGAUUGAGUAAGCUGUUAGUUUUCUUUCAACACCGACACUUUUGAGUUAAACAAAGGCUCUACAUGUAGGCCUACGAUGUACCUCUGUGCGAUGUUGAUCGUCCAGAGACUCUUGCUGUGCUUUUAAUCAAACAAUGAAAAUAA